ACACAAUCACAGCACCACUUCACGUCGAACCCGCCGCACCCAGUCCAGCCCGAGGUGUACAUGCCGGCUCCCCUGAAGAUAACGAAACGAUCCAGGAGUCCCGAAUUCGUCAUGCCAGCCCCUGCACCCAGUCGCCGCCGCCAAUACCAUCAUUACCGCUCAGAGUACGACGACAAAGCAGCCGUCCCCAGACACAUGCCGUGAGCACAUAACCUUUUUUCUCUGUAUGCAUCUCUGGCCGGCACGAUAUUCACAGCUCAAGCUAGCUUUGCCGCCAGAUGAUGACUCGGCAGGCUUCUGCAAAGCUCUGUGGUCUCGAAUGUACUCUCUACGGGAUAGGGCUCACAUCUUGGGCUUGCCAUCAACAGCAUGCUGCUUGGCGCCAACGUGCGAACUUGGACUCGCUGCAAAUGGUGUAUAUCUGACCAUGAUGCACCUGGCAGUGCAAACAUCCGACGAUUUGUCCAUACUCCACAAUGUUAGUGGUUUCCCGACCUGCGAUAUCGAUGUCGAAGCGGACAAAGCACGGCAAAGCACGAUGAACGGCAGAGAUGUAUCUCAUAUUGCACCGAGAAAAUGUUGCAUGGGCGACUACAAGAGGCAGGAAAGGUGCAAUACCAUCAAGCGUCCACGUAGCAGGCCGCGGCUACAUCACGCCGAAGUCCUACCGUAUUUCCGGGACAAUCAAGCAAAAGUUCGAGCGGACCAGAGUGGUGCCAGAAUGCGAACAAGUCUCGAUGGCUGCCAGACUCGGAGGCACGGCACACACAUUCACCACGACGGUCAAGGGCAAGGAAACGUAGGGGGGUCCGCGGAGCUCGAAACCCCCUAUGCAGGAGUCCAGGGCGGCCUGUCAAGUCAGGCAAGAUCAUGGUACUUUACGCCUUAUCCAAAAGGCCUGAGCACCCAACUCCUCCGUCGGCAAGUCCAUGCGACAGGUUGUAUGCGGCGGUGCCCAUAUUGUCCUCCGCAGCGUCAUACGAUCCAGCUGAGCUUUCAGGCAUGCAUGAGCACUCAUCAUCAUCACACCGUGGCAAAGCCCCCCAAGGUGUUUCCCCUAACCCCCCCCCCCUUUGCAUUCGCAAAUCAACCCCGGUUUUUGCGUUCAAGCCAGUCUAUUUGUUUGGACUAUCCUUUUUUGUUUUUGUUCUUUAUUUCUUUCCUGUAUUGAUAUAUCCUUGCCGUGUGGUUGUUUCUCGAAAGCAAUUUUUGCAUUAUGCAUUGGCAAAGCGGAAAAAACCCCCCAACAAGCGUGUUCUU
Molecule: messenger RNA, 1260 nt
Organism: Microdochium trichocladiopsis
Lineage: Eukaryota; Fungi; Ascomycota; Sordariomycetes; Xylariales; Microdochiaceae
Exons: 1
Coding region: 227-1171 (314 amino acids)
Source: RefSeq, a predicted model, not a curated record